This is a messenger RNA of Fraxinus pennsylvanica, 915 nucleotides long. Lineage: Eukaryota; Viridiplantae; Streptophyta; Magnoliopsida; Lamiales; Oleaceae. The record is from the annotation of a GenBank genome assembly.
AUGGACCACGACUUCUCCCAGUGGCAAACUUCCCCCGACCAAAUGGGCAGCGGUUCACAAGUGUUUGCCCACCGAAUUUGCACCCUGAUUCUUCCAGGUCGCAGGCAGCGCCGGGCGUGGUCAAAAGACGGCGAGAUGGAACCAGCUGGAGCACAAAAUAGCGACAGAGAGUACGGAGGUGACAAGUUGCCCAUAAACGCGGAAGCCACAGAUUCAAGUGGCAGCCCAGUCGAAGGUCGAACAAACUCCUCCAUGAAUAUAUCUGCACAUCAUAGUGGGGAUAAAAGAAAAACCAAGCACAGGAAGGGGAAAGCAAAGAAGAAAAUGUUCGGUGCACGAGAGGUCUCGACUUCCCUUGAACAGAUGGAAGGUGAUCGGCUCCACCUAUUUGCCUUAUGGUUCCUCCGGGACAAAGACAAUCGGAACUCGUACUGUGCUGCGAAAACACCUCACUUGAGAUUUAAAUUCAUCGAGUACUGUUUCGAGCGAGACAAUAUGUCCAUUAAUCAUGUGUACGCAUCUUCAGAAACAGACUGCGACGUUCAAUCGAUGUCUGAUUCAGAUAGUGGUUCAGAUGAAGAUGUGAUGGAGCAGUUAGAGGAUGACAUUAACACUUGGCUUCAGUUUUGUAGAAUCGCACACCGAAUUGUCCGCGAUUACUUGGCACCAAAUAGAGCACAAUGUAUUGAGAAUGGAAGUGUCCAGGAUCAUACCCAUUUCCCCUUGCAGAUACUUAUCUUGCGAACAAUUGGAAUUCUUUUGCCGAUCUAUAUUAUGGUCAAAGCAUUAACUUGCGUUCUAAAUAGGCGCAACCACCAGGACUCCCAUGUUCUCCCCAUUCCUACUUCAGAUGAGGAAAACGAGAUACCAAGACAACUGCCUGAGUCGCUCUACAUUCACAUUCCAAAUAUUUGA